Drepanopeziza brunnea f. sp. 'multigermtubi' MB_m1 is the source of this 1020-nucleotide messenger RNA. RefSeq lists its product as uncharacterized. Gene Ontology annotation, cellular component: mRNA cleavage and polyadenylation specificity factor complex. Lineage: Eukaryota; Fungi; Ascomycota; Leotiomycetes; Helotiales; Drepanopezizaceae. Gene Ontology annotation, molecular function: mRNA binding. The record is from RefSeq and is a predicted model, not a curated record. Gene Ontology annotation, biological process: mRNA 3'-end processing.
AUGUCGAAAGCGCCCUCCAAAUCCGUGUUCGUAGGCAAUAUCCCGUAUGGCCUCACCGAAGAGCAGAUCAUACGCAUAUUCAGCACGGCGGGAAAGGUGCUGAACUUCCGACUCGUGUAUGAUAGGGAGACGGGCCGGCCCAAAGGAUUCGGCUUCGUCGAGUUUCCAGAUUCAGACUCGGCCGCUUCUGCAGUACGCAACCUCAAUGACCACGAAAUCAUGAAUCGCAAGCUGCGCGUCGACUUCUCAAAUGACGGAGACAAUGGCGAUGACAACUCUGCUCCAUUGAACUACCAACACCAACCCCCUCCUAUGCCCAUCGCCAUGCCUUCCAACGGCUAUGCCGCCCCCUCUCCACUCGAGGGCCCCCCUCGCGGAGCACCCUCGUCGAUCCCCCCUCUUCCCCUCGGCGUCGAGCUUCCCCAAGGACUCACUUGUCCCGAUGCCAUCUCGCGCACGCUCAACACCCUACCCCCAGCUCAACUCCUUGACGUCCUCUCGCAGAUGAAAACCCUCGCCACGACCGACGCCGCCCGCGCAACCGAACUCCUGCAUCAAGCCCCCCAGCUCUCGUACGCCAUAUUCCAAGCCCUACUCCUCAUGGGCCUCGUAUCUACCGAAGCCCUAUCCUCCGUCGUCGAGCAAGCAUCCGCCGCGCCGCCUAUGCCCCAGCCUCCUCCCCAGCAAAUCCAUCAACAAGCUCAACAUCAGCCGUACAGCGCGCCUCCACCAGGAAACUACCCACCAGGCUUCCCGCCACCACCGCCGCACAUGAGUGGACAGCUAGGCAUGCAGAUGGGCACGCCGUCUACGCAUGUGCAGGGAUACCCACCACCUGCUCCUGUGCAGCAGAGACAACAGCCGCCGCAGCAACCUCCCCCGCAGCAACAACAACAGGCGUUGCCGAACACGGAGGAUCUGAUGAGGCAGGUUAUGGAGAUGCCGCAGAGCAUGGUUGACCAAUUGCCACCAGCAGAGCGGGCGCAGAUUAUGGCACUGAGGGCGCAGUAUGGACGAUAA